Hevea brasiliensis (rubber tree) is the source of this 2393-nucleotide messenger RNA. RefSeq lists its product as uncharacterized. Lineage: Eukaryota; Viridiplantae; Streptophyta; Magnoliopsida; Malpighiales; Euphorbiaceae. The record is from RefSeq and is a predicted model, not a curated record. The coding region runs from base 209 to 1003 and encodes 264 amino acids. The transcript has 4 exons.
GCGACGCAUGAAUCUCUGCUUUUCUCGCGUUUGGCUUCUAAAUGGUUCAUUGAUCGUCUGUUUUUCAUCUACCAGUCUUCGCUCCGUUCAUUCUAUUUCUUUCCCACAAUGACCACGCAUUGAGAUUGUACCUGUCUGGUUUUCUCAGGAACCAAACAGACAAACUUUCUUUAUCUUCUAUUUUAUUAGGGUUUUUGUUUUGCUAAAGAUGACUUAUUACGAGGAUGACGAAGUGGUGCCACAGCUGAGGAUGAGAGCGGAAGCUCGUAGUGAUGAUGAGGAUGAUAGCAAAGGGGAGUUUGAGAAAUUGAGAGAUUGUGAGGUGGAGGAAUGUGGGCCUAUUGCGACAACAGAAGGGUCUAGUUUCUGUCUCUGGAGAUGGAGAGGGUCUGUGGUAUGGUAUUGGAUCAAGUUGGCUUUGUUGUUUACUUGUUUAGGCUUAUUGGCUGCUGUUUUCCUCAAAUGGGUUGGUCCAUUUUUCAUGGACAAGGAGCUCAUACCCAUCAUUAAUUGGGAGACAACAACAUUUAGCACUCCAGUUCUGGCAGUUCUGCUCUUUGCUUCUGUGGCAUUGUUCCCCGCCCUACUUUUACCAUCUACACCUUCUAUGUGGGUAGCUGGGAUGACAUUUGGUUAUGGCUUUGGAUUUCUAUUAAUCAUAUCUGCAGCAGCUGUGGGUGUAUCACUUCCAUAUUUCAUUGGCUCUCUGUUCCUUCAUAAAAUUCAAGGCUGGUUGGAAAAAUAUCCAAAGAAAGCUGCCGUUUUGAGAGCAGCUGGUGAAGGAAACUGGUUUCAUCAGUUUCGAGCAGUAACAUUAAUCAGGAUAUCUCCAUUUCCAUAUAUUUUAUAUAACUAUUGUGCUGUUGCCACAAAUGUUAGGUAUGGUCCUUACAUCUUAGGAUCAUUGGUAGGAAUGGUGCCAGAGAUCUUUGUUGCAAUUUACACAUGUCUUGAUCAUAGCAGAUACCAGCAUUGCAUAGCAUUGAGCUCAAAAGAUGACUAGAGCGCUAGCAGGGUGUUAAACUUUGGGAGUAGUCAGCUUGGGGCUAAACCUGGUGAAUUUUAGAUGAGCUUGGUACUUGUUGAUGUAGGAUACAACUAUGCUUGAGAGUGCUCAAUGGAUAGUAUAAGGAGGUAUGUGCUGACGUUUGAGUUUAUGCUUUGGAGCUUUGCAUGCCAUUCUAAUCUUCCUCAGCUGAUGAGUGCUCUUCAUUAAUCGACUUCUUAUAGGUGUGAGGUUCUUGCCCUGUAGUCAUCAUGUCAUAGGUUUUCAUCUGGUGACCACAAACCAAUUUGUGGGGUCUGUGGCUGACUUUAAGCUUGUUCUAGGCUUUAACAUGUAGAAUCAUCCAUACAAGGAACAAUUGCCUCAUUCUAGCAGAUUCAACUAGAUCACGGCUCUCAGUAUGUUUCUUGCCACUCUCUUUAACUUUUUCUUCACUGAGAUUAUUUGCUUCAAUUCCAUUUGCGUGUAAUGCCCCUUUAGCCCAGAUAACUUAGGCUUGGUAAUCACAGGCACUUCCAAUGGUAACAAUGUUUUUAACAAUAUUUUUGAGAGCAAGGUUUGGGUGACACAUGGAACAUUUCAAUUGUCAGAUUCUCUCUCAUCUUCUUCUGAAUGCAUAAAGUUAUUCAAAAGCAGCUAGGCCAUGUUUGCUUGCCUCUUUCUUUUCUUCUUGUGUCAAUCACUGGUUGGCAGUCCAUUUUUCUCCUGACAUUGGUUGUUAAAUAUGGUUCUUAAACAAAACGUAUGCAUAUGAUACUUGUUCCUGAACUCAUACUUUUGAUUUAUUGCAGUGGAAUCCUUAUAGAGACCUUGGCAGAUGCUUCAAAUGACGGGCAUUCCCUUUCAGCUCCACAAAUUGUUUUCAAUGUCAUUGGUUUCUGUGCAACAGUAGCCACUACUAUUAUCUUUACAGUAUUUGCAAAGAGGCAGCUCAAAGUAUUGCAAGACGAACCACUUCUGGCAUAGGUUCUGAAAUAUAGUUAAGAGUCAAGGGAAAGCUAUCUGCUACCCUGGACUUUUCAGGAUUGCGUAUUUAAGCAUGAUUAGGGCGGAUGAGGUUUUAUUUUAUUGAACAACUUCAUCCAUCGAAGGAGUUAUUGCAUGACAAUUUCAGUGGUGCUAUACAGACGUCGUGGAAGAGGACAAACGUCUAACAUCGUAUAGACUGUAGAGCCAUCUUGCUUAUUCUUUUUUCUAUUUUGGGUUCACAUUUAUCAACUUUCACUUCUUUAGGUCUCCAUUUCUUUCAAUUGUUAUCUGUAUAUGAUUGAAGUAUCUGCCUUGAAAAGGUUAAAUUGGACUUGGGUGAAGUUGUCGCUUGUAAAUGAACUAUAUAUAGUGUUGUUGUUGACUUGUGUAGUGAAACAUGUCUUGUUAUUCUCACGUA